AUGUGGGUCAAGAGCCCCGAGGAGGAAGCGUUCUACGGGCGCAUGUUCGCGCUCGCUGACGUCGACAAGAACGGCAAGGUGCAAGGGAAGAAAGCGGUCGACUUCUUCACCACGAGCGGACUAGCACCCAGCGUGCUCAAGCAGGUCUGGAGCCUCGCGAGCUCGAAGAUGCAGCCGUAUCUGGACCAAGAUGAGUUCCACGUAGCCUUGGGUCUCAUCGCGCUGGCGCAGAAGGGUGAGGCAUUGGACCUCGCCGCCCUCGUUGCGGCGGGUCGCGCCCGACAGCUACCACUGCCUUUGUUCCACCUCGCCGACAUAUUUGUCAUGACGCCGAGCGAUGAAGAGAAGUACGCGAGCAUCUUUCGUACGUCGGCGCCAAGCGGGACCAUUGCGCCGACCGAGGCGAUCGAGCUCUUCCAAAAGUCGGGCCUCGCCCUUGCGGACGUCCAAGCAAUUUACAAGCUCGUGGACCCAACACUCUUGACAGCACUCCCGCAGCAGGCGUUCACGAUCGCAAUGCACGUCAUCGUGUGCAAGACGCGCCGUGGUCUCACGCAGCUGCCCAUGUCGGUGCCCCGCGAGUGGUUUCCAACGCUUUUCUCAUCUUCGUUGGCAUCACUUGCGCAGUGCACAUCCGCCGACGACAUGCUCAGCAUGCAGGCCUCCAUCCAGGCAACACUGCAGAAGACAGUCGCGAGCCUCCCUGUCGUAGUUGUGCCGUCGGUCUCAUCCAUUGUGGCACCGCUGCAAGCGCUGGGGUAUCACUUGCCCGACACAGCCAUGAUGCUCAGCGAGUCGUCGCUUCGCGAGCUCGAGGGCGUCUUGCUGACAUACGUACAGGGAGUCCAGAAGGACUUGCUCUUAUCGUCGCCGGAAGGAGUGCCGCUUGCGACGCUGGUGCAGACCCUUUCCAAUUUGAAGACGCAGUCGGCGCGUCUUUUGGAGCAAAAAGAGGCAGCGAUGUCUCGUCACGGUAGCCGUCAUCCAGGUCUCCACGUCGACACGAAAGCCAGCAGUAGUUACGUUGACGCGCCGCCGUCGUUUCCAGCGCCGACAGCAGGCUGGGAUGCGUUCGAAGCCGCUCCAGCGCCCAUCUUGCCGACGCAGACCGUACCAGAGCCCUUGCUUUUCUCGCCAACCGGGGCCGGGGAUCCAUUCGGUUUUGACAUCCUGGGUGGCACUGGGGGCAGCUUUACUGCGCCGAUGGUUGCCUCGACGCACGUUGUCGCUACCGAGAAGCCCGUGCUCGACGCGUUUGCGUCCGCGUCAUCGUCGUCGUUCAGCGCGUUUGAUGCGAUGAACGACAUGGACUGGGGCUUUGCUGACAACCAGUACGAGCCCGUACCCGAGUUGGACGAGGCGACAGAGGUCACGAAGACAGCACCAAAGAAGAUUGACAGCAACGAGCUGUUCCGGGCACCAAAAACUCAAGCACCGAACGUGCACGGCUUCGAUAGCCCGUCGUUUGGCUCGGCAACAUCUGCUCCAGAGCCCACGGCAAAAAAUGCGUUUGGGGUCUUCCCUGCUCCGGCCGUCAAAGACCUCGGUGCGUUUCCGCCGAUGGAUGUGCCAUCAUUUGGGUCGUUUGCAGCGACGGCGAACUCGGACGGCUUUGCAGACGCCCCCACUACUCAUGGCUUUCAAGCCUUCGGUGCCGAGACUGUGACCGGCGACGGCUUUGGCCCGUUUGCAUCCUCGGAUGCUGGUGCUUUCGCUUCUGCUCUUACCGCGUCGGGUGGCGACUUUAGUGCGUUUUCGUCCCCAGGUGCCGAUGGAUUCGGCACCAUUGGAGCCACAGAGGCUAGCCCAAGCUUCGGUGCAUUUGACGCACCUUCGGACGCGCCGGUGGCAGUUGACUUUGGCGCGUUUACACCAGCACCAGACGCACCGGCAGCGAACGGCUUUGCGUCCAGCGGCUUCGGGGCAUUUGACGCUGCGCCAUCUGUCGAUGAUGAUGGCUUUGCGGCAUUUACCAGCAAGUUGGAGACGUCCGCUGCGUUUGACGGCUCGAGUUUUGCGGCUUCAUCCACUGGUGACGCGCCUUUGCCGACAGCUUUUGCUUUUUCGUCGAGCGAGGUGGUAUCAACAGCAGAGACCGAUGGCUUUGGGGCUUUCAACGAGUCGUCGGUGGUUUGUGAUGUGUCCCCCGCGUCCGAAGCUUUUCCAGCGUUUGCUGCUGCCGAGUUCUCACCGCCGCCGGCCGACGACUCGUUCGGGGCGUUUGCACCCACCGAUGCUUCGACGACCGAUGGUUUUGGUGCGUUUCCCGCGUUUGAGCCCAAUGCCGCCGUUUCGUCAGACGCCGUAGCAGAAGUGGUCGUCGACACGCUUCCAACGCCCGAAGAACUGGUCAACGUCUGUGGUAGCGACACGAGCGCGGUGUUCUGUGCGUCCGCCUUGCCCCACGAUGCGGACUUGCGGGGCGACUCGCAGGCGCCGGCAGCGACGGAAGAUGGCUCGGUGCCUGUCGAUCUUUCGGAAAGCAGCUUCGUUACGGGCCCCAUCAUCGAAGCGGCAUCCAACCCGGAAGGUGCGUUCGCCUUGAGCCAAGAGGACGUCGCUUCUGUGACGCCGCCGGCAACGGAGUCGGUGCCUGUCGACGAGCCAAGUGAUCCCCCGACGACUCCCUUCGAGUUGGAGGAGUUUGUCAACCCCCCGGUUGCACCAUCGUUGGUAGCACCGACGCUGUCGACAUCGUGCGGUGCCAGCGUUGAUCAUCCGCUGGCGGCCACCAACGCUGCCACAGAGACGAACAUCACGGCCGUUGCGCAGGAUGUCGUCUUGGACCGCGACGGAUCGUUCGUAUUCGUCGCGUCGGCCAACGCCCCGACGAUGUCGUCCGAGCCGAUGGUCGUGGCCGACGACGACUGCGGCUGCUUUUGUGUGCCCGACAGUGGUUUUGCCGAUUUUGCUUCGCCAAUCGCAGCGCCGUUGACCGAGUCGGGCACGUCGACGGUACCCGUGCCACCCAGCGACGACAUUUUUGGCGAUUUUCAGUUUGCACCCGCGCCGUCGUUUGCUGCUUUCGCAACGGCGCCAGCCAACUCGGGGACGGCGGCACCGGACACAGCGUUUUCGAGUCUUCCAGCGCACCCGUCGGAUGACAUCUUUGCUGAUUUUGCCGACUUCACUUCGGCGACGACCGCAGCCAACUGGGCGUCGUUCUCGCCCCCUGCCGCGCCAACGGCCUCGGACGACUUCACAUUCUAGCCUUGUCGCCAACGGCCUCGGACGACUACACAUUCCAGCCUUGUCGCAUAAUGUAACAAAGCGUUUUUGCGGUUACCA
Molecule: messenger RNA, 3288 nt
Organism: Saprolegnia diclina VS20
Lineage: Eukaryota; Oomycota; Saprolegniomycetes; Saprolegniales; Saprolegniaceae
Exons: 6
Coding region: 1-3210 (1069 amino acids)
Biological process (GO): endosomal transport; endocytosis
Cellular component (GO): cytoplasm; plasma membrane
Molecular function (GO): protein binding; calcium ion binding
Source: RefSeq, a predicted model, not a curated record